AUGGCGCCGAGGACGCGCAGCGGACAGCGGUCCGCGGCGCACCAUGUCUUCUUCCACGACAUCAACCUCAUGCAGAGGAUCGUGCAGCACCUGAUCAAGUCUUCCAAGCCGCAGGGGCAGAGCAAGCUUGGACCCCGGCAGGAAGUGCAGCGAUACGGAACGCGGAACCGAUUCCUGGCAGGCGCCCUGGAGGAGACAUUCGAGUACACUGCCAGUCUGACGCAGUUUGCGUUGUGCUCCAAGCGCUGCCUGGUCACGGUGCUCGUCUCCUGCACCGCCGAGGCGCCCUUCCUGCUCGGAGGGCCCAUUCUCAGGGCCGCCUGGACAAUACCCCUCCCCUCGCCACACAAGUUGGUGAUUCCGGCGUGCCCGGGGCUCAUCCUGGAGCUCCAGAACGACGGCACUGCGUGGCCGGACGACCUGGACGACCCCGUUGACGAGAACGAGUGGGCGGAGGACUUCCGGAAGCGCAACUGGCAUCUUGUGGAGUCGACGGCGUGCGCCAACAAGUGGCUGCUGCAGCUCGUGUCCGGCGUGCGCGUCAUCGCGCCGGUGAUCGGAGAGCCCGCGAAGCUCCGCCGCGACGCGCUGUCGUGCGUGGCCGCGCCGCUCGCCCGCCUCGCCCUCCAGGGCCUGGACGCGACGCGCGUGCUGCACGUCGCGCUGGUGGUCGGGCGCGAGGAGCAGUACCGUCCGCUGAUGCACGACGGCCUGUACGACAGCGAGAUCGACGACAGCGACGUCGAGGACAUGUUCGAUUGGCACGGCAUCAUGGAUUUGGACGACAUCUUCGACACUGAGUCUGACAGCGAGUCAGGGAGCGACUCCGGCGGCGAGGGCGCGGAGAUCGUCGAGGUCGGCGAGGCGACGGGGUCCGGGAGCGCGAGCGGAAGCGGGAGCGGGAGCGAGGGCAUUGUUGACGUUGAGACUGCGCCGCUGUUCUUCCUGGACACCGACGACGAGAACGGGUCGGACUACCAGGCGGGGAGCGGGGCGGGCGAGGGCUCCGGGGGGUCCGGGAGCGGGGAUUCGGGGAGCGAGGGCGGGUCCGGAGACGGCAACUGGUUGAACAUCGAGGUUAUCAUGGACGGCGGUUCCGAGGGGGGGAGUGGCGGGGGGAGUGACGGAGGUGGGUCGGACGACGACGGGAACGCGAGCGGCUCGGACGGGGAGUCGUCGGACAGCGACGGCGCGGUCGCGUUCCAGGAGGACGAGGCUACACGGACCGAGGCGGGGCAGCUGGCGGUGCGGAUGCGGGAGGCGCUGGCGGCGUUCGAGAACUGCCAGUCGCUGGUGCUGCGGCUGAACGACUUCGAGGUGCGCUUUCCGGCGCGCGCGGUGCUGGACGCGGCGGCGAGCAGCAUGCACCGCCUGCAGAGCCUGUACCUGCGCUACUUCGAGUACACCGACACGUUCCACCCGGGCGUCGACGAGAGCGUGCGCGACGCCCCCGCGCCGUCCGAGACGCUGGCCCGCCUCGCGCAGCUCACGUCGCUGCGGUACCUCGGCGUGGACAUGGAGUGGGCGUCCGACGACGAACAGGCGCCCGACAAGCGCUGCCUCUCGCACCUCUCGGGCCUCCAGCACCUGCGUUUCCUGUCGUUCGAGGUCCCGGAGAUGUACGAGGUCGAGGCGGAGUGGCCGGACGUCGUCCAGGACAUUCGCGCGCUGCCCCCCGUGGCGGAGCUGCGUCUGGCGGGGAUCCUUCACAGCAAACCGCUGCAGCUGCGCGCGCCCGAGAGCGGCUCGGGGGCGCCGGAGCUGCGCUCGCUCGUGCUCUCGAACACCGACUUCGUGCUGCAGCCGGGCGUCUUUGACAAUGCCGCGAAGCUUGCGCCGACCCUCAAGUCGCUGGAACUGUGCGCGUUUAGCGAGGCGGCGUUGUCGAAGAGCAUGGCGCUGACGGGACUGACGCGGCUCGUGCUGCACGGGCUCGUCGUGGAGGACGAGGAGCCCGAGGAGGAGGCUGCGAACGCGCCGGAGGUGUUUUCGUCGCUGGAGCGCGUGUCGGACAUGCGGGACCUGGCGACGCUCGAGGUGUUCGCCGAGAUGGGGACGCUCAGCCGGAAGGCGCUCCCGGCGAUCGGGCACCUCCCGCGCCUGACGGAGCUGGAGCUGCACGUGGAAAUGCUGUACUGGCCGCACCUCGAGAACCUGACUCAACUCCAGUGCCUGACGCGGGUGUCCGUGGCCCAGGCGUGCACCCCGGGCACCGGCCUACCGAACGAAGAGAGGGCGUCGUGGGCGUGGUUCGCGAGCCUCCCGCGCCUCAAGGAGCUCUCGGUCAUGCCCAGCAUCGAGACGAUGCUCCACGACACGUUCCCGUCCAUGCGGCGCGCCCGCGCCCUGCGGCACCUGUCGCUGACCAUGGUGACGAAGCCGAUGAUCCACGUCAUCGCGGGCAUGACCAAGCUCGUGAGCCUCGGCGGCAUCUACCACCACAUGGACUCAGACCAGCACGAGGGGUUCCCGCUGCACCUGGACUACUCGGAAGGGGAGGUCACGGAGGCCGACGUGGAGCUGCUGAAGAGGGUGCUGGCGCCGUGGAACUACAACCGGCUCAAGAUGAUGGUCAACCCGCCGAGCGAGAGCGAGAGCGAGAGCGAGAGCGAGACGUCGAGCAGCAGCGGGCAGUGGGUGAUGGGCCCGGAGGACGGCCAGGCGGACUGA
This is a messenger RNA of Pedinophyceae sp. YPF-701, 2670 nucleotides long. The record is from the annotation of a GenBank genome assembly. Lineage: Eukaryota; Viridiplantae; Chlorophyta; Pedinophyceae.